This is a messenger RNA of Heteronotia binoei (common prickly gecko), 1400 nucleotides long. It is a transcript of the gene SLC50A1, whose product is annotated as solute carrier family 50 member 1. The coding region runs from base 80 to 739 and encodes 219 amino acids. Gene Ontology annotation, molecular function: sugar transmembrane transporter activity. Gene Ontology annotation, biological process: carbohydrate transport. The transcript has 6 exons. The record is from RefSeq and is a predicted model, not a curated record. Gene Ontology annotation, cellular component: membrane. Lineage: Eukaryota; Metazoa; Chordata; Lepidosauria; Squamata; Gekkonidae.
GGCGGUGCCCGGGGCUUGGCGGCGGAUCCGGCUGCCCGGGGCCGCCUGGGCCGGAUUCAGGGUCUCUCUGGCCGCAGCCAUGGGGCCGGCGGCGCUGCAGCUGCUCUCGGUGGCCUGCUUGGCUUUCACCCUCGGCAUGUUCGGGACGGGCCUGUCUGACCUGCGACAAAUGUUUGCAACCCAAAGCGUGGAGAAUAUCCAGUUCUUGCCUUUCCUCACCACAGAUGUCAACAACCUAAGCUGGUUGAGCUAUGGCUUCCUGAAGGGCGACUGGACGCUGAUCAUCGUCAAUGCCAUUGGUGCAGCACUUCAGACGCUGUACAUCCUCGUCUACUUCUAUUUCAGCACGGAGAAGCGCGCUGUAUUGCUGAAGACCAUGGGCUUGCUGGCGGUGCUUCUCGUCGGCUACUGCUACUUCAACCUGCUCAUCCCAGACAUCUCGACCCGCCUCGCCCGUCUGGGACUCUUCUGCAGCCUCUUUACCAUCUCCAUGUACCUCUCGCCGUUGACUGACCUGGCCAAGAUCAUCCAGACGCGGUCGACGCAAUGCAUCUCCUUCCCUCUCACCGUCACGACAUUCCUUGCCUCGACCAGCUGGGUGCUGUAUGGACUUCUGCUUCAAGACCUCUACAUAGCCAUCCCCAACUUACCGGGCAUUGUCACCAGCAUCAUUCGCUUCUGGCUUUUCUGGCACUUCCCUCCGGACCCCGAAAGGACCUAUAAGCAGCUGCAAGCCUGAAAAGCAGACCUGAGGACCCACAAGUGCCGUCAGCCCCGGCUGAGGAACGGGAAGAAGGCCCACGUCCUACGGAUGGUCUCCGGAGAGCCAGGAGUUGCUCGUUUGGCCGCCUAGGCCCAAAAGAGCCCCAUGGCCGUCAGCGCCUUUUCAGUAACUCCACCUCCAUCCGAGGGGCAGUUCUAAAAACCCAAGGCCCUGAAUUAUAUCCUGGAAGAGAUCUGCCCGGAUCCAAUGCAGUUGGGGAUUGGGGGAUGGCAUCAAAACACCAGGUGACUGAGGAAAAUGGCUUCCCUUUCCGUCCGCCUCAGGAAGACAGUGGCCUAGAAAAUGCCGUCUCUUGCCCCUCCUCUCCACGGCCUGAGUUUCUACCACCAAAGCGGUGCAUUCGAUUGUGGCAUUAUUUGUCCCACACCCCUGCUUUCGGACUAUUUUCUCUCUCUUCUCUUUGUCCCUUGCUGCCCCGCUUUCUUCCUCAGUUCACAGGCUGAGGGCCUGGGUUUCUCCCAGUUCAAAUGAAGGACUUCUUGUUGACAUUCCACUGGGUGGUUGGGGCUUGUCCUCCCCCAGUGUGUCUCCUGUUGCAAUUGAUUGUUCUGUUUCUAUGUUGUUUUUCUUUUCUGACCAAGUGCCUUGGAGUAAAUCGAACUGGUUUCAUUUCCAA